Molecule: messenger RNA, 1202 nt
Organism: Pecten maximus
Lineage: Eukaryota; Metazoa; Mollusca; Bivalvia; Pectinida; Pectinidae
Exons: 4
Coding region: 272-877 (201 amino acids)
Source: RefSeq, a predicted model, not a curated record
AAAAUCAAUUUUAACUGAAUUUGUUUCAAUGAAUGAACUGACACGAUGUAGAGAGAUAUGUUAUAGAAAUCGAUAUCUACGUCAUAUAGUAUGUAUAAUGUACAUUGAUGACAUCGCCUAUUGAGACCAUUUAUUGAUAUGCAUGAUAAUGUAAGUGAAAAGUGGCUUGCGUCCCGGGAUAUGUUCAGAUUUCUUCUAUGUAUCACCGAGGAAAGCGUUGUUGGUUAUUUAUAAGGAUUUAAGCAUUGAAAAGUUGCAGGAGCCUCUUGAAAUGUUACCUAUAGCAAAGAAGGCUGAACACAGAGACUUGACGGGACUUGCUCGAGUUCGAAAAGAUAACAGUGACUUAAUACAGCAACAACAGAUAGACCGUCGUCCAGACUUUCAGAGAUCGGUCACACUUCCUCAGUUGGUACAGAGUUCUUCCCCUUCUCCGAGAUACACAAAGAGGGAGCCAGAAUUCCAACAUCCGCUGAGGAGCCCGACGAAGCGGAGACGACCGUUUGAACCGCGAGUUAAACUACCAAUAUUUAACGCGUUGAACAGAACUUUUGAUCCCAUCCCGCAAUUCAUAGAAUCGGAUAAAAAACGGAACUAUGCAACUCGAAGUAUGGAUUUCUGGGAGAAACAAGUGAAAAAGGUAGUUCCCGAAAGGAUAAACCUGGCUAUAUCAAACGACUACCAAGCGCCACCUGCCACGUGGGACGACCGCGACCCGUAUAUCUUCUCAUCAAAGAGCUGUUUUUAUGAUAACAAAAAGUAUGUCGCUCAUAGAGACUUCAAUAUUAACCCUGAAUGGGUUUCCGAGGGAAUGCACGUGUCCGAGUACUCUCCAGCUUACCGCACGUGCCCACUUCGAUACGGAUGGUGUUGUUAACACGAGCCAAAGACCGGGGGUCUAAAUAGUUUAAUGUUCGGAUUAGACACAUGACCGUAGCUGGGAAAAAACAUUCACACACGGAAUUUGAUUUCUCUCUUUCCUGUUAUCGGUCGCCGAGGUCUAAACUAAAGAAAUCUCUCUGACCCGACACUUAUUUACAGAUCCUUGUUUUUUUUAUGCUUCCAUAUAAUUUCACUCUGACAUUACGAUUAUGAUUUGAAAUAGUGUUGCCCUAAUGUAUGAGAUCAUCUGUGCAUUCUUUACAACAAGGCGUUUUGUUAUCGUAUUCUUGUUAUUUACAAUAAAAUUAUUAUCCUAAAUU